UAUCAGUCUAUUACGAUAUCGAGUCCUACAAGUUCAAGUGCGCUCACUAUAUUAAUCGACGCGACCUCAAUUUCGAUAUUACGCAAGUUUGCAACAAUUUUGAAUUUAUUAAAAUAAAAUUAUAAUCAAUAUGCCGCAAUACUACGAUUAUCAACUGAAAUUUACAUGUAGUAGAUAAGUGUUUUUGUUAUUGUGAUGCGAAUAGUAGAUAAAAGGCGAUAUGGAAUAGUAGAUCAAAUACUCCGCUCUCCAUGUAAAUCGCUCUAUUAACUUACAUAACCUCGCUUUUUUCAAGACAACUUUACAGAGUAUUUAAUUUACUUGCAAAUUAAGAAGUUUAGUUGUCGGUGCCACUAAUGAUUUGCUUCGUGUGUUUAGAUUAGUUUUUCCUUAUAGUAUUACAAAAUUGUUAUGGAUUCAUCCAAAAAAUACAAUAAUUCUAGUCCCGAGGAAAAAGCAAAUCUAUUAUCGAAACUAUUUUUUUGCUGGGUUCUGCCGUUCUUGAAGAAAGGGUACCAAAAUGAUCUCAAAAUAGAAGAUAUUUUCAAUACUACCGAAAGGGAUUUAUCGGAACCUUUAGGUGAUGAAUUAGAGAAAAAUUGGAAUGUACAAGUCCAAGAGAGUCAAAAAACCAAAAAUCAGCCAAGCCUUCAGAAAGCAAUCUUUAAAACAUUUCAUAAAACAUAUAUUUGGUUUGGAUUGUUACUGUUCCUUAAUAAUUUAUUUGUAAAAAUGUUGCAACCCAUAGUCUUAGCUGAAUAUAUAAAAUAUUUUGACAACACUUCAAGCAGAUCUGCUCAGGAAGGCUGGCUCUUAGGAUCAGGUGUGAUAGGUUUAGCAUUCAUAAAUGUUAUUGUAUGGCAUUUCACACUCCUUGAAAUGUCUCGAAUUGGCAUGAGAGUUAGAAUUGCCUGUUCCUCCCUAAUUUAUAGAAAGCUUCUUAGAUUAAACCACAUUUCUCUUGAAAAAACUGCUUCUGGACAAGUAGUUAAUUUGCUAUCCAAUGAUGUGGUCAGAUUUGAUAUAGCAGCACCAUUUUUGCAUUAUAUAUGGAUGAUGCCUUUAAUUGCUUUGGUUUCUCUCUAUAUCAUGUAUAGUUACAUUGGCCUGGCUGCUUUACCAACAUUUGGUGGAAUGACUUUGCAAGCAGUUGUUAUGCAAGGUUACUUAUCAAAGUUACAAGGUUACUUCCGGGGCAAAAUAGCUCUUUUAACAGAUGGUCGCGUAAAAUUGAUGAGCGAAAUAACAGCAGGAAUACAAGUUAUCAAAAUGUACGCCUGGGAACAGCCCUUUGAAAAGAUGGUUGAAGUUGCCAGAAAAAAAGAAGUCGAUGCAAUCACAAAAACGUCUUACAUUAAAGGGUUUUCCGCAGCUUUAAAUGUGUUCAUUGAACGUGCCGCGCUUUAUGUGGCAGUUGUGUCAUAUGUCCUUUUAGGAAAUGAGAUCACUGGAGAUGUCGUGUUUUCCAUGGCUCAGCUUUUAAAUAGUGUUCAAUUAUUUAUGUCAAUAUUUUUUCCAAUGGCACUUUCUACAUAUGAAGAGGCCAAAGUGUCUGUUAAGAGAUUGGAGGACUUUUUGGUGAUGGAAGAGAAUACUGCCGUUGAUUAUUGCGUGAAUGAGGACACAACAAGUGGAGAUUUAAGAUUGGUUAAGGCACGAGCCAGUUGGCUUGCAAAUCCAAUAGUAGAUACACUAAGAGACAUAAAUUUAGAAAUCCAAUCUGGUACAUUGUGUUGUGUUAUUGGUGAAGUUGGUUCCGGCAAAAGUUCUCUUCUUCAAGUAGUGUUAAGAGAGUUACCCCUUACUGCUGGUAAAUUAGAAACAACAGGUCGGGUAUCAUUUGCUGCUCAAGAUCCUUGGCUUUUUGCAGCAUCCAUAAGACAAAAUAUACUGUUUGGUAUGCCUUACGAUAGGAACAGAUAUAAAGAUGUAGUGCGGGUUUGUGCUUUAGAAAGGGACUUUGAACAACUUCCUCAUGGGGACCGCACUUUUGUUGGUGAACGAGGAAUGGCAUUGAGCGGAGGUCAAAAAGCACGCGUAGCUCUAGCCCGUGCAGUGUACAGAGACGUAGACAUUUAUUUACUGGACGAUCCAUUAUCUGCUGUAGAUGCACAUGUAGCUAAGCAUUUAUUUGAGCAAUGUAUCCAAGGAUAUCUGCAAAAUAAGACUAGGAUCCUUGUUACCCAUCAAGUGCAAUUUCUGAAAGGCGCUGAAGUUAUUGUUUUAAUGCAUAAUGGAAAAAUCACAAAAAAGGGAGCAAUAAAUGACCUGUCCCAGGAAGACUUAUCCCUGCUUUCUAAAGAAGUUGAGCAAACACACCAGGUAAAAAAAGAAAUCAAGCAAGAUCCUACGCCACACAUAAUCAAGAGAGAACGACUGCAAUCAGUUUCAUCUGUAAUUAGCAUGGUCGGGAAUGAUGAUUCUGAAGAGGCUGAAGAACUUUUAGCAAAAGGUUCAAUUUCGACAUCCACCUAUGUUGAGUAUUACAAAUCUGGAGCCUCUUGGUUGAUGCUCGUGUUAUUACUACUGAUAUUGAUAAUCGCCCAAACUACUUGCAAUGCAUCUGACAUGUGGGUUACAUAUUGGACAAAUCAGAAACAAAUGCAAUACAAUCAAGAAUUUAGUUCCGCAACUAGCAACAAUAUAUCUGCAAAGAAUAUUAAUGCUACUGAUAAAAGCGAGUUAAAUUUGAUUUUGGAUUCAAAUGCAACAGAUGUGCCUUUGCUAACCACAAAUUUUUCAACAAACAUUACAGAACAAUUUAAGGAAUUUGAAAAUGAAACAUUAUUUUCCACAGAUAAUGAAUAUAUUUAUGUUUACACUGGAUUGAUAAUUGCUGCUAUAAUACUGACCAGUGCCAGAUCAACUCUGUUCUUUAAAAUCUGCAUGAAUGCAUCGAAAGUAAUGCACAACAAAAUGUUCCAUUGUGUUUUGAAGGCUCCAAUGAGUUUCUUUGAUAGCAAUCCCUCAGGCAGGAUCUUGAACAGGUUUUCUAAAGACAUGGGUGCAGUAGAUGAAGUGUUACCAAAGUGUACCUUGGAUGCAAUUCAGAUUUUUUUGGUUGCUGCCGGUAUAUUGGGCAUGGUAUUCAUUAUCAACCCCUGGAUGAUAAUCCCUGCAUUAGUCCUGUGCAUUCUGUUUGUGUAUAUCAGAGCAGUAUACUUGACAUCAGCACAAGAUAUAAAGCGGUUAGAAGGAAUGACAAAAGGACCAGUAUUUUCUCAUUUGUCAGCCUCUUUAAAUGGGCUAUCUUCUAUUAGGGCUUUCCAAGCACAAAGAUUAGUUACUAGCGAAUUUGAUGCUUUGCAGGAUCAGCACACUGCCACGUGGUUCAUGUUUAUAACAAGUAGUGAGACUUUAGGUUUCUAUCUUGACGUUAUUAGUACUAUAUUCUUAUGUUUGGUUACUUUUCAAUUUAUGAUUCUUCACAAUGCAGAUACCCACAGUGGUAGUGUGGGGCUCGUCAUAGCCCACAGUCUAAUUUUAACAGGAAUGCUACAAUAUGGAGUUAGACAAUCAGCUGAAGUUUCUUCAAACAUGACUAGUGUCGAAAGAGUCCUUCAGUACACCCAUUUAGAAGAAGAAGGCCCAUGGGAACCUUUACCAGCUAAUCGGGCACCAACCGGUUGGCCGGAUAAAGGCCGCAUUAAAUUCAAACAUGCGUACAUGCGUUACACUCCAGACUCAGUCCCAGUUCUUCGCGAUUUAAAUUUGCGUCUACGUCCCGGUGAAAAAGUGGGAGUAGUCGGCAGGACCGGAGCCGGAAAAUCUUCGCUAAUUGCGGCCUUGUUUAGAUUGGCUUCUGUGGAUGGCCUUAUAGAAUUAGACAAACAAGAUACAGCUGUAGUUGGGCUUCGCACUCUACGAUCAAGCAUUUCAAUUAUUCCACAGCAUCCUACUUUGUUUUCGGCAUCUUUAAGGUACAACUUAGAUCCAUUUGGAAGAAAUCAAGAUGAAGAUUUAUGGAGAGCUUUGGAAAGAGUUGAAUUGCGACAAGCAGCUAAUAACUUGGAACAACUAGUUAGCGAAGGAGGUGCCAAUUUCAGUGCAGGUCAAAGGCAACUUAUAUGCUUGGCAAGAGCAAUUGUGAGAAAGAACAAGGUUUUGGUAAUGGACGAGGCCACCGCCAAUGUUGAUCCUCAUACAGAUUCGCUUAUUCAAAGAACAAUUCGAGACUGUUUCCAAGACUGCACUGUCAUUACUAUCGCACAUCGGCUGAACACAAUAAUGGACUCUGACAGAGUACUAGUUAUGGAUGCAGGACAAGCUGUAGAGUUUGCGCCACCCCAUGAGCUUAUGCAAAUUCCUAAUGGGUAUUUUGCCAAAAUGGUAGAGGAAACCGGUCCCUCCAUGGAAUCUAGACUUAAAGCAAUAGCACAAGAGACUUACGAGAAACGGGGAUUGUACAAUUACACUAAUAAUGAUAAUGAUAGCUCUGAUUAA
Messenger RNA from Cylas formicarius (sweet potato weevil), 4443 nucleotides. Its product is annotated as ATP-binding cassette sub-family C member 4-like. The record is from RefSeq and is a predicted model, not a curated record. The transcript has 18 exons. NCBI's taxonomy places the organism in Eukaryota, Metazoa, Arthropoda, Insecta, Coleoptera, Brentidae. The coding region runs from base 412 to 4443 and encodes 1343 amino acids. Gene Ontology annotation, biological process: transmembrane transport. Gene Ontology annotation, cellular component: membrane. Gene Ontology annotation, molecular function: ATP binding; ABC-type transporter activity; ATP hydrolysis activity.